AUGGCCAGUCUGCAGUUUCACGGCGGCAUCGAUCCGAAUGUCUGUUAUGCAAGGCGAGAUCAGGAUCCAUGUCGGGCGAAACACUUCUUUGGACUGCAUCUGAAGCUCCAGCUGCUGACUGGCCUGAUGCCCAACCUAGAGUUGCUUCGCUCGCAGCCCAAGUGGCAGCAGUCGGUGCUGCGUUUAGGUGCAAUCCUCCACAGUCUGCUGGUUGCUUUCAUCUCACUGCAUCUGGGAAUGCUGUUCACCAAAACGACACUGGAUGCACUGCCCACGGGCAAUCUGGAGGACAUUACGGAUGCUCUGACCAUGACCAUCAUAUAUUUCUUUACGGCCUAUGGCAUCAUCUAUUGGUGUUUGCGCUCCAAGCGUUUAAGUCACUACCUGACCCACAUCAAUCGAGAGUAUCGUCAUCAUUCCCUUGCUGGUGUCAGUUUUGUCAAUAUGCAUGCCACGUACAGCUGGGCGAGAAGAUUUUCGUUCAUUUGGUUCAUCGCCUGUAUGGCGGGUGUCAUCUUCUGGGGCGUCACGCCACUGGUACUGGGCAUACGGGUGCUUCCGUUGCGCUGCUGGUAUCCUUUCGAUGCGAUGGCCGAGCACAUCUAUCCGUUCAUCUAUGCCAUUCAGCUCUACGGUCAGAUGAUUGUGGGCUCCACAUUCGCCUAUGGCGGCUUGUUGUUUGUCUCGAUCUCCUCAAUGCUGCUGGGUCAGUAUGAUGUGCUCUACUGUAGUCUCAAGAAUCUGGAUGCCCAUGCCAGGCUGAUGGCGGGAGAAUCGCUGCGCGACUUGCGUGCUCUUCAGCAGGAACUGCUGCUCGAUGAGUCAACCUGUGAGCUCGGGCAAUAUGCAAUGCUGCAGGAGCAACCUACGGACUUGGACAGAUUCACAUUGACGCGUAUGGAGCCACCACUGAGUUUGACAAGAGGCGCCCAUGCAGGACUCGUGGAAUGCGUGCGCUUGCAUCGUUUUAUACUGGAGUGCGCCGCAGAGCUGGAGGAGCUGUUUAGUCCAUACUGCCUGUUCAAGUCGCUGCAGAUUACGUUCCAGCUGUGCCUGCUCGUCUUCGUCGGAGUCUCCGGCUCACGUGAAGUUGUCCGUGUGAUCAAUCAGUUGCAGUAUCUGAUCCUGACCAUCUUCGAGCUCCUCAUGUUCACCUAUUGCGGCGAGCUACUGAGUCGCCACAGCGUCCGUGUGGGCGAUGCCUUCUGGCGUGGCAUCUGGUGGCAGCAUGCGCCCAACAUGAAAAGGGAUGUGCUCAUCUUUCUGGUGAAUAGUCGCCGAGCCGUCCGGAUCACAGCCGGCAAGUUUUAUGUCAUGGAUGUUAAUCGAUUGCGAUCGGUCAUCACGCAGGCUUUCAGUUUUCUGACGCUGCUCCAAAAACUGGCCGCCAAGAAGACAGCCCCGGAGUCCUAGGGCUUGGCUCUCGUCCUUGUCAGACCGCGCAGUCGGCAGCCAUUG
Molecule: messenger RNA, 1458 nt
Organism: Drosophila grimshawi
Lineage: Eukaryota; Metazoa; Arthropoda; Insecta; Diptera; Drosophilidae
Gene: Or85e
Product: putative odorant receptor 85e
Exons: 3
Coding region: 1-1413 (470 amino acids)
Biological process (GO): sensory perception of smell; detection of chemical stimulus involved in sensory perception of smell
Cellular component (GO): plasma membrane
Molecular function (GO): olfactory receptor activity; odorant binding
Source: RefSeq, a predicted model, not a curated record